CUCCCUCACUUGCUCGCCCGGCGCCCCUGCGCCCCGACUCGUCCUCGACCCCACUCCCCGGCGGGGUGGCGGCGGCCGGGCCCCCGUGGCGGCGGCUGGAGCAGCAGCGGCAGCAAGAGCCUGCCUCUAUGAUGAAGUUCAAGCCUAACCAGACGCGGACCUAUGACCGCGAGGGCUUCAAGAAGCGGGCGGCGUGCCUGUGCUUCCGGAGCGAGCAGGAGGACGAGGUGCUGUUGGUGAGUAGCAGUCGGUAUCCAGACCAGUGGAUUGUCCCAGGAGGAGGAAUGGAGCCUGAGGAGGAGCCCGGCGGUGCUGCUGUGAGGGAAGUCUAUGAGGAGGCUGGAGUCAGAGGAAAAUUAGGCAGACUUCUGGGCAUAUUUGAGCAGAAUCAAGACCGAAAGCACAGAACAUAUGUUUAUGUUCUUACAGUCACUGAAAUACUAGAAGAUUGGGAAGAUUCUGUUAAUAUAGGAAGGAAGAGAGAGUGGUUCAAGGUGGAAGAUGCCAUCAAAGUCCUCCAGUGUCAUAAGCCUGUGCAUGCCGAGUAUCUGGAAAAACUCAAGCUGGGUUGUUCCCCAACCAAUGGCAAUUCCACAGUCCCCUCCCUUCCAGAGAGUAAUGCCUUGUUUGUAACCGCCGCACAGACCUCCGGGCUGCCCUCUAGUGUAAGAUAGAGAGAACUGGGAUGGCCUCUCCCACCAGGGCACUCUUCAUGAGGAGAGAGGCUUCAUUAUCUUCCUUGGUAAACGUCUGAAUGACACUUGCAAACUGUCUGAAUUUGCCAUGCAGGGUUUUCAAACAAUUUGCAUGUUUUUCAGAUGCUUUCAAAAGAAUUUUUUUUAAAUAGUGUAAAAUAUUUUAAUAAGCCAAAGCCAUGCGGAUUUUUUUUUUAGAUGCCUUAACUGUGCCCCCCUCCCCCCAUGUUCUUUUGGUUCUUUUUCACAGCAUUUUUUUCCUUUUUUUUUUUUUUUUUUAAUCUAUCUGGCAUCAGUCUGUAGUUUGCUUAGUCAGAUCAAAUUACUUAUGGGCAUAUUUUCCCCCUAAAUUAUUUUUUCAUUCACAGCAUUAAUGUAUUCAAUAACCCCUUCUGUGGUGGGAAUGAAUGGAAAAUACUUUUGGAGUUAAAGAAAUCCAUCCACCCUGAAACUUGUUUGAUAGGAUCACAAUUUUAAUUCAUGAAUUGCAGAUUUGGACUGACUUCUGCAUGGUCCAAUAACUAUUUUGACGAGACUUAAUUUCCCAUUUUUCAAAAUCUGUCAACUCAUUUGUCUGAAUUUGCACAACUGAUAUUAUGUCACUAGUUACUUGAUAUGGCUGUUUCCCCCAUAACUCAAUAAUAAACUACAGCAAGUAUUUAACUCUCUACAGCAAGUAUAUAACUCUCUAGAGUUAGUGAUUGAUAGGGGAAUAUUGUUAGCAAAAUGCAUGUAGUAAAUACAUGUUACCAUGAAAGCUGUAUUCAUGGAAUUUGAUUUAGCAUGCUCAAUUGCCAAUUCCCUUUCUCUUUGCACAGAGUACCUUAGGAACUGUAUUUCCCUCAAUGUAAAUUGCUCUUAAAACCCGUUUCCAGUUUUCUAAUGCAGUAACACCAUCUUAGUUACACUUCUGUGUUUACCAGCCUACCACAGGAUGGAGUCCAACCUUCCAUGCCGAUGAUGGCUGCCUCACAGCCCAGUAAGCUGGCCUUCUUGUGAUCAGCUGUUACAGGCUGUCAGGGCACCUUAGAAUGUCUCAUCUUUUGUAGGUCGUUAAUAGGUACUAUGUCACAUAACUAACUUUGGGGGCACUGGAACAUACCUGAACUCAGAAUUAUUUCAUCUUACACUGCUCUUUAUACUCAAAAUCAAGAAUCCCAUCUAAAACACAUAGGUACUUGUCUGAAACUGCUGCACUCCCCAUACAAGGCCGAAGUGAGGUCGGAGGAGAAACCUUUUAACAAAGGUGUGUGCUAGAGAUAGUGAAAGAUCAUUUUUUAUGUAAACUUCAGCCUUUUGUAAAUAGUGACUAGUGAGUAUAAGGUAGAAAAUAGAGUUAAAAUAUCUACUCUAUCAAUUGCUGCUAUAAAUAAGAGUGCUGUUACACUUAAGGAAAAUUGGUGCCAUUUUGAAAAUGAGAUCUUGUGCCAUAAAUGCAGCUGAACUAAAUAUAAACAGUAGUUCACAAAUUAAUGCUGUCAAAGAAAUGAGUAGAAAAACUUUUUAACCAGUGACAUUUCAUUCUAAAUUAUGCAGUAUGAUCAAAUGUGAUCAGCCAGAAUUUUUAUACUUUUCUUUGUACAGAGGUUGUGUAUUCUGGGUGUUUUUUUAAAAGGAAACAUUUGAAAAUCCCACAAAUUGACACUUUCUAUCAGUCUUCAAUGACUAAGAUUUUUUUCCUUAGUAAUCUCUGAAAUUUCUUUAAAUUAUAUGUCUAACACAGCAGAGAAACUGGAUUGUUUUUGUAUAUAAGACUACUUCCACCUGAAAUGCUGUCACAAGUACCUGGGGGGGGGAGGGGGGGUGUUUAUCUUGUACAUGAUAUUCUUACAGGUAAUGAUGCAUGAACUUAUUUUAUAAACUCUCGGACUAUGUAUUUGACAUGUAAAAUAUGUACAGUAUUAAUGUCAACCAUCUCUUAAAAGUUAUCCUAUAAAUAUUGUUGUAUAAUUUUCUUUGGUCAGAAACAUUUGGACUGCGUAGUGCCAUUUGGGUCAGGAUUUUCUUCAGUGCCAUUUAACCAUCCACCUGUCUUUAGUCUAUGCAGCUAGCAAAAAAUUGUAUGAUGCAACAGAGUACAGAUUUUACAUGAGGUGUUCUUCACCAUUCUUCUGGAGCCUAGCCUAACAAAAUUAAAGGCCCCAAGGAGAGAUUAUUUCGAGUGAGAAAAACCAACAUUUCUAGGCCUAAACAGUUAAAUCUACUACAGAUAACAGAGUCUACUAUCCCAGCC
Molecule: messenger RNA, 2928 nt
Organism: Tupaia belangeri chinensis (Chinese tree shrew)
Lineage: Eukaryota; Metazoa; Chordata; Mammalia; Scandentia; Tupaiidae
Gene: NUDT4
Product: nudix hydrolase 4
Exons: 5
Coding region: 129-674 (181 amino acids)
Biological process (GO): diphosphoinositol polyphosphate metabolic process; adenosine 5'-(hexahydrogen pentaphosphate) catabolic process; diadenosine pentaphosphate catabolic process
Cellular component (GO): cytoplasm; nucleus
Molecular function (GO): bis(5'-adenosyl)-hexaphosphatase activity; diphosphoinositol-polyphosphate diphosphatase activity; endopolyphosphatase activity
Source: RefSeq, a predicted model, not a curated record